GAAGCCCGAACCGCACCACACCUAAUCUUCCCCUUAUCCAAACCCGAUAAAACAUACCUCAUCAUAGCCCUCGACCUCGACGCACUAUUCGUGAACAUCCCCAUCCUCGGCCCAAUUCUGCACUGGAUCCAACCCGGCCUCAAAGCCUCUGCCGACAACGUCCUCACCACAAACGAGCCUUUUGUCGCAGAUUACAUCGGACCUGCUCCACCGCCUCUCAGCGGUCCUCAUCGGUAUUGCUUCUUUCUGUACGAGCAGCCAGAGAAUUUUGAUGGGAGGAAGUAUGCGCCGCCGAAUGGAGGGAAGCUUUCGGCGAUGAAGCGUAUGAGGUUUGAUGUGGAGGGUUUUGAAAACGAGGUUGGGUUGGGGGUGAUUGUGGGGUGUGCUUAUUUUAGGAGUAAUUGA
Molecule: messenger RNA, 405 nt
Organism: Pseudocercospora fijiensis CIRAD86
Lineage: Eukaryota; Fungi; Ascomycota; Dothideomycetes; Mycosphaerellales; Mycosphaerellaceae
Exons: 1
Biological process (GO): regulation of proteolysis; regulation of Ras protein signal transduction
Molecular function (GO): phospholipid binding; peptidase inhibitor activity
Source: RefSeq, a predicted model, not a curated record